UCAACGAUGUUGAAACUCUUAAAGAAGUCAAUCAGACACUUAGCAAUGUUGAAACACUCAAAGAAGUCAAUCAGACACUCAGCGAUGUUGAAACACUCAAAGAAGAAGAUCUUCUACAUCAAAGAGAUGGUGAAGUUUUUAUCAAAGAAAAAGUAUGUCGCAGUAACUUAAGUCCUGAUAGCAAUACUUCUGCUACUCUUCAUGACAAGAAAGUAUUCUUGGGUACAAAAUGUGUCAACAAAGAAACUAAAACUCUCAGUAAUUCAACUGAUUGCGCCCAAACUAAUAAAGAUGAUGUGGAUAAACCCAAUAGUAAUGUUGAUAAAGCAACUUUAAAUUCAAACAUUGGAACAAAGAGUGAUUCAAAUGAAUUAGCGAAAGUUGAUGCAGAAUUCUCAGAAAAUGAUGCAAACCUAACAAAUACAUCAUCUGAACAUAAGCGUGAUAAUAAUUUGAUACAAUCGGAUGUACGAAUAAUAAUUGAGACGCCAGGAAUACCAGAAGAUAAAAUAAAACAAACGGGUACAUUAGAAAUAAAUAUGGUAAAUAAAAGCAGCCAGGAAUCUCUAAAGUCUCCUCCUUUGGCUGAGCCAGUAGAUUUCAUCCCAGUUUGUGAUACAGACAUGUCGACUAUUUCUUGUGACUAUAAAAUAUUUCUCCCUACAGACAAUAAAAACAUUAUUUCCAGUAACUCUGCAUCUGAGCCCAGCAGCUGUGCCGAGGAUCGUCGACAAUCGUCGACAACAUUAGAGAUUGACCAGUGUGAUAGUAACUACUACACGCUAGGUAUCCCUCUCAGCUUAAGCGGAAGUGACAUAGUGGUGACUUCCGGAGACUCCGCUGAGGUGAGCGCCAUCACUCUCAGCGAUGAAAGUGAUUCUUCAGAGUCGGAAAAAGAGGAAGAUGAAGCAGUCUAUAGCGAGAGCAACGACUCUGAAGAUGUAGACGACAUCAUCUUUGUUAACUUUGUUUCUCCCAGUGCUAACAUUCCACUCGACUUGAUUCCGCGUCACCCCACUUUGACGUCUGCGAGUCCCAAGAAACCGGAACUAGACUACACGUGCUUCUUCGACGAUCAGCUCAUAGAAGAGGACGAAAACAGUAGUAGCUACGAAAGCGGCGACGACGAUGACGACUCCUCGGAAGAAGAGUUCGUCAAUGUCAUGAAAAACACCAAGCUCAAAGUACUUCCGGUUAUCUACGAGGACGAUGCUGAUCACCUUCAAAGCAAUGACGUCAGCGACGAGGAAGAACUCGAACGAUUCGAGGACGCACUGAGUUUCAAUCUCAGAGAGCCGGCCGGGAUUUCACCGCGGUUUAAGGACUAUUUAAUUGUUAGGUCAAUACACAAUGGACAGCCACAUCGACUGAGUGAAAAGGAAGAAGGCUCAAUACACAAUGGACAGCCACAUCGACUGAGUGAAAAGGAAGAGGGCUUCUCAUUUCUAAAUGACGAAUUGCUCAAAACUGAACUGAAGUCGAACGGAAAACAUUGUUUCAAAGUCAACCCAGAGAUGAGCAAGUUACUUAAGAUCUUGUCCUUACUGGGCAUGUCACGUGACCUUAGCCAUCAUCUUCCGGUCACAUCCUUGCGGUCCGUCAUCCGUAUCCAGUGCAGACAGCUCGGGCUGAUCCCGGGCAAAAAUGUAACAACCACGGGGGGAUGCAUACUCUCCAAAUCAGCUCUGCAUCCAGUUUUCUGCGUCCUUGAACAGCUGUACGACAUGGGUACAGGUAAAAACUACACCCCAUCCUCUUCGUAUACGCCGUCCUCUCGAGCGUACACUCCUGCCGCCUCACGACCGUCCUACGCACGUACCUCCAGCUACGACCCACCAAAAUACCGGAGUGCCAACGUGAGCGACGCCAUUAAAAAGUUCGGCUCAUCUGACACAAAGUACUCAACACCGGCCUACGGAACUGAUAGGUACCAGUCAGACAAAUACCCAAGCCUGGAUAGGUAUUCAAACAGAAGCGGUUACAUGUCCGAUUACGGUGGUGGAAGUCCGUACGGCUCUUGGGACAGAGCCUCGACCAAAAGUUCGAACAGCCGUUACGGCGGGGGAAGUCGAGAGGCGUCCCCUGUCAGCACGAGGUCUUCCCGCUAUGACUACAGCAGCAGCGCCUCAGGCCCUUACUCUACAUACUCCUCCUAUAAAAGCGGCUCCGACGCCUCGCCCGUCCCCAAAACGUCGGCAAGAUCAUACGAGCGACAAUCAUCUCGAAAUUACGAAACGCCAGGUAACGGGGAUGCGAAAACGUCUCCCGUGGGCGGAGGGGGUGGAACAGGUGCUGGAAGAGUGCCUGGAUUACCUGCAGGUAGGCAGGAAGCCAGCAGCAAGCGGGGUAGGCGAGGGGUCUCGGUGGCGAGUAGUGAGUCAGACGACAGCGCACCGGAGGCAGAGAAACGAGAUCAGACCGUUCGGUAUCUUAUCUGUAGAGGGACGUCCCCGAUACCAGAGGGAGAACCUAAGGAGGCCAAAGUCAAGGACAGAGCCAGUAUUUCGAGAACAAGACGAAUCCGAGUCCCAGACCAGAGUCCUGCUGGUAUAGACAAACAUAGUGGCAAAAAAAUUAUCACCGAAAAGGGCACAGUAGACUGUGCAAUACAGACCAAUUUGGACCAACCACAGUCUCGAAGACAGAGGACUUCGUCCAACUCCAGUUUCGCUCCAGCCGGUGGUGGAACCGGUUCAGGAAACUCAAACCAACCGGGAGAGACGUUUUACAAGUACAGAGACAAGGUGUUGGGCGGGCCCGCCCCCGGACAUGGCUAUGGUAAAGGGAGCGGGCCGGCAGCACCUUCCUACAGCAAGCCUUCUUCUUCCGCACCUCUAUCGCGCACCAGUUCAAGGUCAACAGCUAAAGAUGAGCCUAGGCGAGGCUACGGUGACGAAGGGGUAAGCACUCCGCCUAACGAACGCUCGUGGAGGCAGUCAGUGUAUGGAGAACCUCCCUCGCGUGGAAGUACGCGCCGAGAGGAUGACCUAGAGAACGAAGAGGACGAUACGGACGACAGGAGCAGCCGCCACGGGCGCCGUCGCAAGGAGGGACCACGCACCAGCACGCCUAGCACACUUCGAGACAGGGAAGCGGAAAUUGGCAGUGCUACAGAAGACAAGAGAUCGUCACGCAAGUCGAAGACUUCCAGGUCAAGCUCCAGGGAGGACAUGCUCGAUGAGCGCCCACGCAGAAAGAGACACUCCAGCAAAGAGCUUCUUGAUGAGCCUGAAGGAGGGGAAAAUGCACCCUUGACUCCAGAAACGCUUUCUUUAAGAGACAGCAUUGAGAAAGUCCAUCAAUGGAAACAAAACCUUCCACCUCCAGAACCACUUUCACCUGACGCCAGGCACACAAAACGACACCCAGGCGUAGGGGCUGAGGUUAAAAAGGAAGUAUACGAGGAAACACCCAGAGACGGGCGCUCGCGCCUGUCAAGGCAGUACAGCAACCGAGACGAAUCUCCACCACACUCCAGAGAUAACUCUCCAUCCAGACGAUCAAGGCAUCGUGUCUCCCGACACGCCUCUAACGACAGCAUUCUUGAUGACGAAGACGAAGAGGAAAUAGACCCACGACUUCCGAAUAAAGACUUCAGAAAGUCAGAGUUGAACAAAGCCGAACAUUUCUACGAAGAUCCCGAUAGUUUCGAGAGAGAUGUUUCGCCUACAGACUACAAGAGAAAACAGCGUCGUAGCGACGGCUACGACUACAGCCAAAAGGUGAAAAAAUCGGGAAGCUCCUCAGAAGCUUUUUCGAAAGAAGACUCCCCAAGCCGACACCGUCACAGUGGCAUCCCGAGACAGGCAACGGAAGACCACAAGCGCUUAAACAGAGAUAACUCUCGAGAAAAUUUAGACGACAGGCGCCGCUCUCGGCGCGAACAACACGACAACGAGGUGAGCGACAGCAAUGGAUCGCAGUUUGGAUUUAACAGGGAGGAAUCUCCCAACAGAAGAAACAGCAAGCAUGGUAAGAGUAGCCGCCCAGGUUCUAGAGAGGACGUGCUGGACGAAAGGGGACAAAACUCGGCCAGACAAAGACCAAGUCAGCUUGGAGUAAGCGGCGAUGCCGGAAGGGUUUCGCAAUCAGUGUCUCAACAGUCCUUGCCCGACAUUGUUCCCAGUCCAGGGAACGAGUGGGUGGACCAGAAACAGAAGAGGCAGUACAAGGGACAGAAGUCUGGCAUGAUAGGAGAUGUGGAUGACAUUGACAACGUGUUGAACAGCAGGAAUAGAUCUACGAGAGGGGGCCAGAACAUCAUGGACGAACCAGUGCCUCACACCUCUCACUACCCACUCAAGCCAGCCCCGGCUUCUCCUUUGAGCCCCGGGCAGGACGGCGACAGGAGGGCCAGGCCAAACAGCUACGCCUUUGAGAAGGACAAGAAGCACGGUGGAAACAAUAUCAAGCAAUCCAAGUCCCACGGGGACAAGCUCAUCGACCUCGACGAUGACGUCAUGGAAGCGCAGCGCGCCGGAAACCUAUCGGCCCCGCCUAACUCGGGCCAGACCAACAGCAAGCAGCCCAGGGGCCCCAAACAAGUCUCAGCUACUGCCAAGCAGAUGUGGGGCAUCCUCCAGGCCAAGAAGGGCCUGGUGACCAUCACAGAUUUCCUCAGCCUUUGCGAAAAGCCACCUCCACAGAGGAAGCUCAUCACAGUGCCAGUGGCGGAUGAGAAUGACUUCUCUGGAUACAAGAACGCUGAGGAUUUGCUGGAGAACAUGGGCGUCGAUAUUAGGAUGCUUGAAGACUGUGCAUUACAAAUCUACAGAUAUCACAGUGGUGGGCAGGCAGACUUUGGAACAUAUUUAGACUUAGAAUCUACUUUAGAUGAACAGGCAGAUGAACUUGAAGGAUUUAAUGAUCAGAGGAAAAACACACUGAUUUUACGAACACAGCUGACAGUCAGAGUCCACGCAAUUAUAGAAAAAUUAUUGAAUUCAACUGGCAGGGAAUUGAGAAGGGCUUUGUUUUCUCUGAAACAAAUUUUCCAGGAUGAUAAAGAUCUUGUCCAUGAAUUUGUUAACAAUGAUGGUUUGGACUGUCUCAUCAAGGUCGGCACAGAAGCUGAUCAGAACUAUCAGAACUACAUCCUUAGAGCUUUGGGUCAGGUUAUGUUAUAUGUGGAUGGGAUGGAAGGUGUUAUACGACACAAUGCUACAGUGCAGUGGCUCUACUCUUUGCUGGCUUCAAAGGGACGGCUGGUGGUCAAGACAGCACUCAAGCUGUUGCUGGUGUUUGUUGAGUAUACUGAGACCAAUACCAACCAGCUAAUCAAGGCGGUCAAUACAGUGGACAGUCGCAGAGGGCUUCACCCGUGGACCAACAUCAUGACCAUCUUGAGUGAGAAGGAUGGGGCGGACUCUGAGCUUUUAGUGUAUGCCAUGACACUUGUCAACAAGGUGAUCAGUGCUAUUCCAGACCAAGAUACCUUCUAUGAUGUUACAGAUGCAUUGGAAGAACUUGGCAUGGAUAUCAUCACACAGAGGCACAUGAACAAGCAAGGGGCUGACCUUGAUCUUUUAACUCAGUUCCAGCUUUAUGAGAGUGCUUUAAAACAUGAAGAUGGAGAUGAUUCUUCAGAGAUAGCACAAGUGGAAAAUUUGAGGCGAGUUCCUCGGCAGAAGAGUGAAGGUCAGCCUCGCAAGUCCAAGAGACAUGCUCUUGAUGGAGGUAAAAAAUUGAGCAAAGCUCAGAGUACAUCCAACAUCCCCCAAGCCACUGGGCAAGAGAGUCCAGCAGAAGCUUUUAGGAGGAGAAGGCAGCAGCAGAAAGAAGAGUUUGGGGCACCAGCAGCUAAUGCAUUUGAUGAGCCAAUCGACCAGAAACCCAAAAGACCAAUGGCUAAUGAUAGAGCCAUGCCUGAGCCUGCAGGAAUCAGCAAUACUUCACCUCAGAGUUCAAGAAACAUGCGGAGAUAUCGACAGCGUACCCUUAUACAGGAGCAACAAGAGCUUCAACAGGACAAGCCGAUUCACCAUGAGGUCAUGUCAGCUGAACCUUUGGGGACAGCACCUUGUCGGCCAAGGCACAGCCUUCCAGCCAUCUUCCCCCAACUGGGCUACUCAUCCGGCUCUCACUCGCCCACUCCCUCUUCACCAAUGUCCACAUCGUCUUCCUCCUCUUUGUCUACAAAUGCCGGCCCGGAAUCAAGCAUCAUAUACCCCCCCACUGAUCCUUUGACGACAGUGGGUAGAGAUAGCUCCAGUAGGAGCUGGGGUGAAAGUAACUAUACUCGUAACAAGGACGUGAUCGAGGACCUCAAAAAUUUUAAUGCUCAAAGAAGGGAGAGGGCUCUUUAUAACACCAUGGGAAGCAAUCAGAGCAAUGAUACAGAGAGAAAUCUCAACAGAACCAGCUUAGACAAUUAUUCUAACCGAGCUAACACCAGCUGGGUGGCCAAUAACCAGGAAACUGAUACUAACCUAGUAAUGGAAAAAGAUAUUUACAACAAUAACAAUGAGGAGAGUUCUAGUACUAGAUUAAGUCGAGAGGCAAAUAAAAUGUUCAGACAGAAAGGGGGAGCUGUUGAAAAUAGAAAUAGUGAUUCAUAUUUGAACAGGACUCAGACACCAGAAAAUUAUAACCCAUAUCAGUCCAACACCAAUCAUUCACAGUUCUCCAGGUAUCCUGUAGAACUGCGGUUGAGCAGGUCAGACUCUUCUCAGAAUGAAACCCCAGUCACCUCAGAGCAUCAUCCACCGCAGUUGUCUGUCCCAGCAAACUACACAGUGCACACCGGUGUGGACACUUGGUCUUUUGGUGACCAUCUCCAGAUGCAGGAGAUGACAUACCCCUCCAGGGGAUCCCAAGUGAAGGAGGCCCCAAACCAGGAGAGCAAGCCCCACCACCCCAAUUUUUACAAUCAUCAAAACCGUAUUUACAAACAGGAAAACUUUAACAGAGAUGACCAGAGCCGUAUUUACAAGCAGGACAGCACAAGCAGUGAAGACCAGAAGUGGACAGUCCUGUCUAAUAAGUUUGAUGACCAGGGUGUGGACCAGAAAAGUUUUCAAGGUAAAGGUCAUCCUUCUCCAAGCUAUAAUGAGUCAGGCUACCACAGUUUUGCUGAGGCCCAGCUGGACUCCAACUCCAUGGAAGCCAGAAACAAUGCCAUCAAUGAAGAGCACAAUGAUCCCACACAGUCCAACAAUCAGCGGUGGCAAAUGUACAAGCAGGGUCACCCAGGGGAUGUGGGCAGCAAGGUGGGACCCCCCAAAGUGGAGAAUGGAUUUCCUCCAGCAGGGGAAGGGCAGGUAAAAGGCAUGCUGAACAAGCUGAAAGGUGUGGAUCUUCCUGUACCGAAAGAAUCCCCCCAGCGGCCAGCUGGAGACACCAGCGGGCUUAUCUCUGCAGCAAAAGAUGGGCUCAACCGGCAGUUCGUGCCAAAAGAGGCCCCAGCACCAGAGCCUGAGAAGAAAACUGAGAGUGACCUACAGUGGGACAGGAUACAGAGGAGAUUGAAGAGGCAGCUGAUGAUCAAAGACAUGGACUUCACAGACCUUAAAGAUGAAGAUGAUGAGGAUGUCUUCUCUCCUCCAAAAAUGUUUUUAGAUAAUUCAUUCGGUCCUCCGCCUCCACCAGGAAUGCCUCCUUUACCACCUCCGCCACCCAUGGGAGGAAUGCCACCUCCUCCGCCCCCACCAGGUUGUGUGCCUCCUCCCCCAGGUGGAUUCCCUCCACCCCCACCCCCUCCAGGGGGUAGAGGCCCUCCCCCACCUCCAGCAUCAAACUCCCCAGCUCUACCCCCUCCUCCCGGUGCUAACCUGAAGAAAAACAAAAAAACUGUCCGCCUUCAUUGGCGCACCUUAGGUGUAGAGCCUCAUCCUUCCCUGAAGGGGGAAAUCAUCUGGAAACAGUUAGUUCCCAUCAAGAUAGACACAGACAAAUUAGAGCAUCUUUUUGAGACCAAAACUACAGAGAUGAAAACUAAGAAACAAGAUGCAACUGGCAAGAAAGAGAUAACAGUCCUAGACCCUAAGAGAUCUAAUGCAAUCAACAUUGGCCUGACAGUGCUACCACCACCCCGUGCCAUCAAAGCAGCCAUUCUAAAGAUGGAUAACUCAAUUAUGAACAAAGAAGGAAUUGAGAAAAUUUUGACAAUGAUGAUACCAACAGAAGAGGAAAAGUCUAAAAUAUUGGAGGCACAGAUGGCCAACCCCGAUAUACCUCUGGGAACUGCGGAACAAUUUCUUUUGACCUUAUCCUCAAUAUUUGAACUUGAGGCUAGACUGAAGCUCUGGUUGUUUAAGUUAGACUAUGAACAGUUAGAACAGGAAGUAGCAGAACCAUUGAUGGAUCUGAAGAAAGGGAUUGUUGAUCUCCAAAAGAACAAAACUUUCAGAUGUAUUCUCUCAGGAAUUUUAGCCAUGGGAAAUUUUUUGAAUGGUGCAUCUGUUCAUGCAUUCAGUGUAGAGUUCCUGCAGCGUGUGCCAGAAAUAAAAGACACUGUACAUAAGCACUCACUGCUCCAUCAUUUGUGUACACUCAUUAUUGAGCAAUUCCCAGACUCCACAGACUUGUAUUCUGACAUUGGGCCAAUCACAAGGUGUUCCAGGGUUGAUUGGGAAGAAAUUGCCAGGAAGCUGGACAAAAUGGAGUAUGAUUGCAAAGCAUCCUGGGAUCACCUCCGUGCCAUUUUGAAACAUGACGGCAGCUCUACAGAUCUGAAGGGAAAAAUGUCAUUAUUUCUGGCUGAUGCAGCUGAAAGAAUCAUGAUACUGCACAUUAUUUACAGGAGAAUUUUAAACAGAUACAGCAAGCUGCUACUGUUUCUUGGCUUUGCUGUUCAUGAUGCCAGAGAGAUGAAGAUCAACCACUUCUGUAAAGUCAUCAGUGAGUUUGCUCUAGAGUACAGGACCACAAGGGACAAAGUCUUACAGAUGCUGCAGAAGAAGGCAAACCAGAGGGAGAGAAAGAAGACCAGGGGCAAGAUGAUUGUUGAUACGGAAAAUUUUAAGGGUAAAGAUGCAGCUAAUGAUGAUGCUCUGAAUGCAAUUUUGAAAAAUGGAUACACAAGUGCAGAUGAAAGAGGUUUACCAGGACAGAAAAAUCGCAGAAAACUAGAUGCCAGGUCCAUGGGCUCCACUAGAGGUGGCAUGACAACAGAUUCUGACAUGUAUGACACUGGUGAUGAUGAAAUCUUAGAAGCUUGUGUCAGGACUGCCACUGCACCCACAUCUCGACCACAGCGGGAACGAAAGAGGUCUCGCAGUCAAAGAAAGUCUUCUUUUUGGGACAGUGAUUUCUAGUGAGACGAACGCUGAAAGGAGGCCUGGACUCAGAGGAAAUGAUGGUGAUCAACUCCUAUGCAGAUCAUGUUUGACACUGUUAGGUGUAAAUCUUCACUAGAUCAGGACUGAUCUGUUUUAAUAGAUCUACAGAACUUUGAGCAUUAUACGUUUGGUUACUAAUUUAUCUGCAUAUUAUUUAGUAGCUAGAGUUUAAAACUGGUAGGCUGACUUUGUGUUUUCUAUCACAAAUUACUCUGAAAAAGUGUUAUACAUCAGAUAUAUACAUAUGUAUUUAUAAUAUAUAAUUCCCAUUGUUUCUCUAAUUCAAUGUUUAUGCAUUUUGUUCAUAUAAGCUAUAAAUUGUACAGUCCCAAAAGAAAAAGACUGGAUCAAAUUGAAUGAAGUCUUUCACAGAAUUCUUCUGUUGAAUUUCAAACAUUUAGCGAGAUUUUGUUUUAGCCCUUCGAUAGUAACAAAAUAAAUAUACUUUUGUUCAUUAUUUUCUUUGUUUUGAUGAUGCAGCUAUGAUGAUUGAUCUUGAACAUAACACAAUGUAGCAAUGUUUAGCAGAAUGAUAGUAUCACAUUAUUUCAUUCAUUAGAAGAAAGUUUUUUUAAUUUCUCCUAAAACUUGGUUGCUUUGCUUGCUUAUCUUCAUGUACAUUGAGUGUGGCAUCAUGGGAUAUAUAUAUAUCUGUAUAUCAGCAUCCACGUCAUUGACGUAGCUAUUUAAAUAUUUAUAUUCAACCUAUUCAUGUGCAAUAUGGCCACUGGCCCUUGGGGCUCAUUUUUUUUUUUUUUUGCUUUGAGCAAAAAAAACAACUGUAAUAGAUCAGUAAAUAGUUGAAAAGCUUUUUGUUAAUAUUUUAAUUGUUUGGUUAUGAAUACACAUUUUUUGUUCAUUUUUUUGUUGCUAAAGUGUGUAGUUGAAGUCACUGGAGUUAAAACACUCUGACUGACAACCCAGUUUCUUUGUUACAAUGCUGUUGACUACUGUUCAUAAACUUCCCACUUUUGCAAUGGUUUUAGUUUUGUCUUUCCACUAGAUCUGUCUCAUUGACCUUAUUCAUUUUGAAUGUUUCAUUCAGCUUCUUAUGCUUGCAUGGAAGACUUGUACAAAAACACAUACACUAAGAAAGAUAUAGGUAAUGUAGGUGCACACUUAAUAGGUAUACCCAUAUUUUUUUAUACAUUCAUUUUUUGUCACUGUUUGCUUGUGUUCUGCUACCUGGUUCAAGAGAUUCAAAUAUCUCAACACAUAUCUUUAACUAAACAAGUUUUUGCAAAUCUUUAAUAGUUACAUUUUGUUUUCUGUAUUUCUAGCAUAAUUUUUAUCACAUCUGGCAUCAAGUUAUUUUAUUAGGUUGUAAAUUUUAUUAGCAGACAAGUUAAGGGAAUCUCGAUUUUAUUGAAACAAAUUGUCUGGACACAUGUUCAUUUUAAAAUAUUAUUUAACCAAGUUUUAUAUUGCCUUAUAAGAGUCUUCAAGAAGUCAAAAUACAUUUUUUAUUAGAUGAAAUAAAUCAGAUUUUGUGGACAUAAAUGACAAAUAAAUAAAAAAAAUAACAGCUUAAAAUUGAUCUUUGAUUUUAAUUUAAUUUUAUAAUUUUAUGAAAAUUUAAUGAAAUGGAUAUUUUGUCUGGCUUUGUGUCUAAGCAGUAUUUGAAGACAAAAAAAGAUGUUUUGUAAAUGUUUGGAUUUGCAGCCGUCCAUUGCCUUGCACAGUUUUUGACUCAAGUGCUUUUCAUUUGAACACAAUGUGUUUUCUAUGCAAUAACUAUUUGUAAAGUUGCACAUGUGAAUAUUUAUUCAUUUAAAAUACAGUGAUAUGUUUAUAUAGCGAAUCAAAUCUAGAGCAACUUUGUUGUUUAGAAAAGAGUACUUCUAUAAAUAGUUUCUAAACUAUGAUUACUCUCUGAAAUGUCAAUAUCGUUAUUAAACUUGUUCUUAUAUCUUAUGUUUGGACAAACUAAUUAUGCAGAAAAACAAUAUCAAAAUAAUUGUUUAAAUAGUCAUAAUCAAAUUGUUUUCACAACAAAUCUAUAGGAUGAGCUUUAACUGUUUGGACUUGUCACUUGAUGAAGUUAAUGUAUUUCUAAACCUGAAAAGAUAUAAAAAUGAAAUGUGUAUUUUUAUAGAAAUACACACACUUUUGUACAAUUGAUCCAAGUGCUCUUUCAGAAAUGUCUUUGAUUGAUGUCAUUUUGAGCAGCAAUGGUUACCUUGACAUUCAAGCAAUUUAAUGUUUACAUUGCAGUGGUAGGAGACAAUUGGUCUUGAAACAAAACAUAAGGUGAUUAGGAUUCAAAUCGCUUGGGUAAAAAAUAUCUGGGGGAUUGCCUUGAAUAUUUGUGAAUGAAUUCAACAUUUUGUUCUGAAAGUGUUACCUAGCAUUCUGUGGUUUUGUUUUAGGUUUCACAAGAUAUUUUUCAAGUUGUAUUUGCCAUUAGUUCAAAUGUAUCUUUUCAUCAUUUGUUUUUUAACACAUUUUUUUUACUUUGUUUGUCAACAUCAAGCGUUCUUUGAAUUUCUUUCCUAGUCAUAAUGUUUCAAGUGAAAAAUGGACAUCUAACCAUGUGUCUCAAAUCAAUGGGACACCUAACCUUGUGUCAAUGUUUUUUGUAUUGUAUUCUGUGACUAGUUUUAAAAUGGAUUGAUCUGGUCUAGUGUCUAGUUGUGUUUCAGUUCUUCACUGUAGAGUUGGACAGUGAUCCUUUCUUUAGAGUUGUGUAGAGAAAUAGCACAGCAGUUGACUUCCCUUAGCACUCAAGUUUUAAAGUCUUUUUUUUUUUUCUCAUGUUGAAUUGUUUCAUUUGUCAAAACAAAUAUUACAAACAAUUUUUUUAAAAACUCUGUUGACUAUUUUUAUAUAUAUCAUUUUGUCAAACUGAAGUUGAAAAAGAAAUGUCAUUUUCUUGAAAAAAAAAUUUUUUUUACAUAUAAAAACAUAUAUAAUCAUU
Biomphalaria glabrata is the source of this 12195-nucleotide messenger RNA. RefSeq names its product FH1/FH2 domain-containing protein 3-like. Lineage: Eukaryota; Metazoa; Mollusca; Gastropoda; Planorbidae. Gene Ontology annotation, cellular component: cytoskeleton; cytoplasm. Gene Ontology annotation, biological process: actin filament network formation; cortical actin cytoskeleton organization. The record is from RefSeq and is a predicted model, not a curated record. The transcript has 25 exons. Gene Ontology annotation, molecular function: actin filament binding. The coding region runs from base 540 to 9254 and encodes 2904 amino acids.